This is a messenger RNA of Cryptomeria japonica (Japanese cedar), 1482 nucleotides long. RefSeq names its product DNA-directed RNA polymerase subunit beta-like. Gene Ontology annotation, molecular function: ribonucleoside binding; DNA binding; DNA-directed RNA polymerase activity. The transcript has 3 exons. The record is from RefSeq and is a predicted model, not a curated record. NCBI's taxonomy places the organism in Eukaryota, Viridiplantae, Streptophyta, Pinopsida, Cupressales, Cupressaceae. Bases 1 to 1482 code for a protein of 493 amino acids. Gene Ontology annotation, biological process: DNA-templated transcription.
AUGCAACUCAACCAUUGCGAACUUAUCAAUUUACAAAGUCCAUUCUAUAGGCUAUCUAAGAGAUCGAACGAAGAACAAAUGGUUUAUCUAUUACCGGGAGAAGAUGAAUACUACCGGAUAGCUACAGGAAAUUCUCUGGCAUUAAAUCAAGGGGUUCCAGAGGAACAAUUUACUCCAACUCGAUUUCAACAAGAAUUUUUAUUUUUUGCAUGGGACCAAAUUCAUUUCAGAAGUAUUUUUCCUUCCCAAUAUUUUUCCGUUGGAGUUUGCCUUAUUCCUUUUAUCGAGCAUAAUGAUGCGAAUCGUGCUUUAAUGGGUUCUAAUAUGCAGCGUCAAGCAGUUCCACUUGUUCAACCUGAGAAGUGUAUUGUCGGAACUGGAUUGGAGGGUCAAGCAGCUCUAGAUUCAGGAAGUGAAGCUAUAGCUAAGCAAGGGGGAAAAAUAAAGUAUAUUGAUGGUGAAAAUAUCACCAUAACUUCAUCUGUUGAUCGAAACAAUAUAGAAAUAGAAUUGAUUCUAUAUCAACGUUCUAAUAGCGAUACUUGUAUGCAUCAAAAACCCCGAGUUCGCCAAGGGGAGUAUGUAAAGAGGGGACAAAUUAUAGCAGACAGUGCAGCUACAGCAAGGGGAGAACUUUCUUUGGGAAAAAACAUCUUAGUGGCCUAUAUGCCAUGGGAAGGAUACAAUUUUGAAGAUGCAAUACUUAUUAGUGAACGUCUGGUAUAUCAAGACAUUUUUAAUUGUUUCCAAAUCGUAAGAUACGAAAUUGGAAUUUAUUUUACGAACCAGGGCCCUGAAGUAAUAACUAGAGAAAUACCUCAUUUAGAUGCUUACUUACUUCGUCAUCGGGACGAAAACGGCCUUGUAAUGAUAGGAUCUUGGAUGGAAACAGGUGAUGUAUUAGUAGGUAAAUUGAUACUGGAAGCAGAAGAAGACUCACUAUUAAAUACUCCAGAAGGAAAAUUAUUACAAGCUUUAUUUGAUAUUAAGGCACCUACUGGAAAAGAAAAUUGUUUUAGAGUCCCUAAAGGUGUAAAAGGUCGAGUUAUCGAUGUGAGAUGCUUUCAGGAGUUCGAGGAAGAUGAUUAUCUCGGCGAUAUUGUAGAAAAAGUUCAUGUAUAUAUUUUACAAAAACAUAAAAUACAAGUAGGCGAUAAAGUAGCUGGAAGGCAUGGUAAUAAAGGUAUUAUUUCAAAAAUUUUGCCCAGGCAUGGUCUGGAUACUUUAUACUUAGUGCCAUUAGGUGCACCACAAAGAGGGAGAGGGAGGAGUGUUGCUCGGGUUCUGGGAGAAGGAGAAGAUGCAGGGGAGGUGGAUGAGGGAGACGAUGAUGGAGAUGUAGAUGGUAUUGGUCCUAGUCUAUUUGUCUCGACCCUGUUUAUUUUUGGGGCUUUGGCAGUUGAUGUUGCUCUCGGUGGUAUAUGGAUGGCCUCAAUUGGGUUCUUUUCCUUGAUCUGGGCCAAAGUUUUUGUGCUUGGGUGA